Molecule: messenger RNA, 1019 nt
Organism: Vitrella brassicaformis
Lineage: Eukaryota; Vitrellaceae
Source: the annotation of a GenBank genome assembly
AUGCAGCUGCCUUGCGUAUCGACGGAUGAAUCAUCAUCUCGGCGGUCGAGUUCGGAGCAUGCAGAAGGGGGCUCCGUGGGGGUCCUUGGGGGUCCACUGUCUUCGAUUUCCGAGCGACAGCCUGCUGAGAGCCGAGCACCCUUCGCACCGAAGGUGAUUGUGACGUCCUGUAAGGGAAAGACAGAUUGGAUGCAUCUGUGCGUGUGUGCAGUCACGAUGGUGGCGAUGCGGCUUCUUCUUGUGCUCAUCUCUUGUCUGGUUGCUGAGCGGGCUGUGUGUGCGGGCAGCGCCGAAUCCUUGACCCGCCUGAAACGCCUUCACGAGAGGAAACGACAAGACGGCAUCCCUCAAAAGACAGAUGGUGAGACAUACACGUUUGUGCUUGCCCUCAGUGACGCUGGGAAACAGCAGACUGAGUCCUCCUGUCUUGCGGGAAUACGUUAACUCAUAGCGCAACGUCCUUCUGUCUUCCGUCGGUGUCGUGUGGUGUGCCUGCAGGCGAGCACCUGAUCUCCUCUGCUCAUCACUCGAUUAUGCAAACAGCCGAUGGGAUCGAAGGUACGCCAGACACAUGUAGCACAAAAGACAGGCAGACGUCAUGAUUCACCCUUGCACAUGCUCGCGUGUGCAGAGGAGUGCUGGCUGGCCGUUCUGAAUGGGGCAAAAAGGAAAUUCCAGGAUUGCCCGUCGCCCACCAAGGAGGUCUGCAUGGUCGACCGCAAAGAGGACAGCCCGGCCCACCCGAGAGGCGCGCUUUUCAAGUACGUCGGCGUGUGCAUCGACGAAGCAAAGACGAAAAAGGAGUGCCAGGGCACUUUGCUACCCACAAUGAAAGACAGCGCGACAAAAAAGACGAUGCGCUACUGCCGAUACAAACACGCAGCCCGGUCCCUUGGGAAGCUGUCCGGCUAGCAGGCAUAUGGCUGGCUGGGAUGGUGCGGCUGACCACGUGCUGGACAGCUCACUGACAGAUACCGGUUGAGACCCGCCUGCCUGCCUGCCUGCCUGCCCGUCUGCUG